Messenger RNA from Impatiens glandulifera, 2903 nucleotides. Its product is annotated as potassium transporter 1-like. Gene Ontology annotation, biological process: potassium ion transmembrane transport. Bases 370 to 2790 code for a protein of 806 amino acids. Gene Ontology annotation, cellular component: membrane. The transcript has 10 exons. The record is from RefSeq and is a predicted model, not a curated record. NCBI's taxonomy places the organism in Eukaryota, Viridiplantae, Streptophyta, Magnoliopsida, Ericales, Balsaminaceae. Gene Ontology annotation, molecular function: potassium ion transmembrane transporter activity.
GACGUCGUGCUUUACAUCUCUCUCUCUCUAUAUAAACGGGAUUUGCACAUUUCAAUGCUUUGAUAUACAGACAAGAACCGUAUAAUCCGCCAUUAUCAUGAAAUAUACAGUUUUUCUAAUUUACUUUACUGUGUAGUGUUCUUUGCAGAUUCUCCCACAUUCCCAGCAAAAGAUAAAAACCCAUUUCAACAUCACUCUUGACAACAUAACCCACAAGAUCCUUUAUCUUCUUUGUCUCUCUCUCUAUAUAUAUUAUGAGAUAUAGUUGAUGGGUACUUGUCUUUGUUUUACCCGUCGAGGAUAUCUUGGCUGAAUCGUUUAACUUAAAAUCCUCCGUCUUUGCUAAUCUGUUCUGCUAUCAUCAAAUCCAUGGAUUCGGAGUUCAAUCAUGGAUCAAACUUUCAAGAGAUCAAGAAGAGAAGGUGGGAAACAUUCAUUUUAUCAUUUCAAAGCUUGGGAAUAGUUUAUGGUCGAUUGAGCACAGCUCCUUUAUAUGUAUUUGGAACAAUUCAAGCAUCUGAUGUUAGAUCUCGCGAAACAGUUUAUGAACUCUUCUCUUUUAUCUUCUGGACUCUAACUGUAAUUCCUUUACUGAAGUAUGCGUUCAUUGUAAUGAUGGCUGAUGAUAAUGGGGAGGGUGGAGUAUUCGCAUUGUAUUCGUUAUUGUGUAGGCAUGCUAAAGUAGGAUUAGUUCCAAAUGAAAGUGUGAAUGAUCUUUCUCGAGAUGUUGACGAAAGGAGCAACAACAGUCAUGUAGAAGAGGAGAAAGUGGAUUCUAGGGCUAAAAGAACAAUUGAGAAGUACAAAAGUAGCCAUUAUUUGAUCUUGUUCUUGGCAUUGUUUGGUUCUUGCAUGACAAUUGCUGAUGGAGUUCUCACUCCGGCCUUAUCUGUGUUUUCGGCCGCUUUGGGAAUCGGGCGAUCUGUAGCAGAGAUACCAUAUCAUUAUUCAUCAUCUAUUGAAAGAGCAGACUCCAUCAAAAAGGAAAUAGAUAGAUAUGUACCAGUUUCUGUUGCAUGUGCUAUACUGAUUUGCCUCUUUACGCUUCAGCACUAUGGGACACAUAAAGUAGGGUUUUUAUUUGCUCCGGUUGUGACAAUAUGGCUCUUACUUGUUAGUGUUUUGGGUCUAUACAAUAUUGUGCAUUAUGAUCCUAAAAUCAUCUCUGCCAUCUCCCCACUCUACUUGAUCAACUUUCUCAAGAAAAUUCACAUGAGAUCUUGGGGAUUGCUCGGCAGUAUACUUCUUUGCGUAGCAGGAUCCGAAGCUAUGUUUGCUGAUUUGGGUCAUUUCUCAAAGAAUUCUAUCAAGAUUACUUUUGUCAGCUUCGUUUAUCCUGCUCUUUUUCUGUGCUAUGCUGGGCAAGCGGCAUUUAUCUCGAAGCACUUGGGCAUUUCUGAUGAUAUUGUUCAUAUCAGUGAGUCAGUGUCCAAUAGAGCUAUCCGUCAUGUAUUUCGAGUAAUAUCCCUAUUCUCUUCAGCUGUUGGAAGUCAAGCGACGAUUACAGCCACAUUCUCGGUUAUACAUCAGUGCCUAGCACUCGGUUGCUUUCCGAGAGUAAAAGUUGUUCAUACUUCGGAUAAGAUACAUGGCCAGGUCUAUGUUCCUGAUGUUAACUGGAUCCUGAUGAUACUAAGCAUUGCUGUGACAAUCGGUUUCCACAAAAUCCAAGUUAUAGGGUGUGCAACAGGGUUGGCUAUAAUAUCUGCAAUGCUAGCAACAACAUGUCUGAUGUCACUGGUGAUUUUUUUUUACUGGGAAAAGAGUUUCUACACAACGGCUUGCUUCUUUCUCUUCUUCGGUUCAAUCGAGUUCAUGUUUUUGUGGGCUAGUUUCUCGAAUUUUCAGAAAGGUGCAUGGUUUCUAGUUGUGCUUUCUGCUGUUCUAAUGACGAUCAUGAUCUCUUGGCAUUAUGGUACCUUAAAGAAAUACGAGUUCGAUUUAGAAAAUAAAGUGUCUUUGGAUUGGCUAACGGCUCUCACUACCGGUCUUGGGGUUUCAAGAGUACCUGGGAUCGGGUUCAUUUACACAGAUAUCUUGACUGGAAUUCCGGCUUUCUUUUCUCAUUUCAUCACAAAUCUGCCAGCAUUUCAUCAAGUCCUCAUCUUCAUGUCGUUUAAGUCGUUGCCAGUUCCUUGUAUACCUCCGAGCAGACGGUUUCUAAUAGGUAGGGUCGGUUCAAAGGAAAAUAGAGUAUACCGAUGUAUUGUAAGGUACGGUUAUUGUGAUCAGAUAAGGGAUACCGAUGAUUUCGAGGAACGUAUUAUUCGUUGCAUUGGAGAGUUUAUCUCGAAGGAGGUAACUGACGUUGAGGAUUUGUCUUCUCCAGAGGGGAGGAUGAUGGUUUUCGGGAAUUCAACAGAAGAUAAUGAGAACGCUUUAAUCUCGGUGGACGAGAUCACUGAGGAUCUUAGUCCUAUGAGCUUGACUACCACCAAUUCGGAUACUAGGAGAAGUCCCUUUAACGAAAACAAUGAUUUGAUCAUGGCUGCUGGUAGUCCUACCGGUGCAAUGAGGAGGAGAAAGGUUCGUUUUAUGUUGCCUCCUGUGAGCCCGAAAAUCAGUGGGGCGGUUAGGGAGGAGCUGCAGCAUCUGGUGGAUGCUCGAGAGAGUGGGACGGCGUAUUUUAUGGGACAGUCGCAUCUUUCGACUCGAAACGGGUCGGGAUUGUUGAAGAAAUGUUUGGUGAAGAUAUUUGCAUUUCUUGAUAAGAAUUGCAGGGAGAAACCGGUGGCUUUGAACAUUCCUCAUGCUGCUCUUGUUGAAGUUGGUAUGGUAUAUAAUAUAUGAAAACAAAUAUUUUGACAACUAUUGUAUGGAAAACUCAUCAACUUAAACUCCAAUAUAAGACUAUUUUUACUUUGAUUACCCAUCGAGGCACUUCAUAAUUUUUUUAAUAGACA